This is a messenger RNA of Nyctereutes procyonoides (raccoon dog), 14641 nucleotides long. RefSeq names its product zinc finger protein 271-like. The coding region runs from base 412 to 3258 and encodes 948 amino acids. Gene Ontology annotation, biological process: negative regulation of transcription by RNA polymerase II. Lineage: Eukaryota; Metazoa; Chordata; Mammalia; Carnivora; Canidae. Gene Ontology annotation, molecular function: DNA-binding transcription repressor activity, RNA polymerase II-specific. The transcript is spliced from 6 exons. The record is from RefSeq and is a predicted model, not a curated record.
CCUGGCCGAGGUCCGCGCUGGCCGCCUGGGGCUGCGGCGCGGGGCGUGGGAAGGGGGGCAGCAGACCCCGGCCCGCUGCGGUCGCCCCCUCCCGGCGGGGGCAGUAUCCACCCGGAAUAAGGGCGCCUCGGGGGGCCCCGAGCGCUCGCGCAGGAAGGGAGGCUGCGCUCGCCGCGGGAGUCUCCAUCCUCGUAGGUGCCGAGGGGGCCCGACUGCGGCCCGGAGGACCGCGCGCCGGCCGCCCCCGGCGGGGGGGUCGCCGAGCUCCCCUGAGGCAAGAAGAGCCUGGCUUCAGGAACAGGAAUCUCACCGGGAGGAACCCACCCUCUUCGGAGUUGCAGAAGAGAGGCAGAAAGAGCGAGCCUAGGGGGCACGCCACGGCUGGGUGGCUUCGCCACAUUCAGAAGCUGUAUGCCUUCCCAGGUUUUGACUUUCUUUCAACAACAGAAAAUGGACAAAUCCCAGAAAUGUGCUGGUCAGGGAUCCGUGUCAUUCAGGGACGUGACUGUGGAGUUUACCCGGGACGAGUGGCUACAACUGACAGGCACACAGAGGACACUGUACCGGGAUGUGAUGCUGGAGAACUACAGCCACCUGGUCUCCGUGGGGUGUCACCUCACCAAACCAGAAGUGAUCUUCAGGCUGGAGCAAGGAGAAGACCUGUGGCCAUUAGAGGGAGAAUUCCCAGACCAGGGUGAUCAAGACAGGAGUGAGGAAGACCAAAAUGAACAUUUGUGGCGAGUUUUACUCAUCAACAAAAAGUCACUGACUAAGAAGAAAGAUAACGUUUUCAGAGAAAUACCCCAUCAAGAUGACUCAUGUGGAAAAAGUUUGAAAAAUGUUUCAGAAUCAAUUAUUAGUGAUAAAAAUUAUUCAAGUAAGAACUCUCAUGAAAUUAAUGCAUGUGGGAGGUUGCUUUCUGAUAAUAACCAAGGAGACACUCACACUGGAAAGAAACCUGAUGAAUAUAACCAAGAUGAGAAAUCCCCAAGCUGUAAUAAGGACUGUACUGAGCAGCAGAAAAUUCAGACUUUGGGACCACUUUUUGAAUGCGAUGAAUGUAGAGAAACCUCCCGUAAUAAGGCAGCCAUCGUUACACCUCCAAGGACUCAAACAGAAGACAAAUCCUGUGAUUAUAAGGAACUGGGGGGAAGUACCAGUGAUGAGUCAGCCCUGGAAGUUCUUCAGGAAGUUCACACAAGUAAGAAUCAUUGUGAGGUCACUGAGUGCCUGAAGUCAACCCUCUUAAAACAUCAGACAGUUAAUUUGGAAUCUAAUGAAAAUGAGAAUAAGUCCUAUCUCACUCCACCUUCUGAAACUCACAGAGGAGAGAAAACCUUUGAAUGUAGUUACUGCAGGAAAUCUUUUUACCAGGAGUCCCACCUGACUCAGCAUCAGAAGACACACAUAAGAGAGAAACCCUGUGGAAGUAAUAAAUCUGGAAAAACCCUUCAGAAAUCACAACCCACAGACCCUCCAAGAUCUCAUGCAGGAGAGAAACCCAGUGAAUGCAGUGAAGCCCCUGUGCAGUCAGCUCUUUCUGAUCAACAGAGGGCAUGGUCAGAAGGGAAGCUUUAUGUGUGUAAUGAAUGCAAGAAGUCUUUUCGUCAUAGCUCAGCCCUCAAAGUCCAUCAGAGGACUCACACAGGGGAGAAACCAUAUGAAUGUAAGGAAUGUGGGAAAUCCUUCUGUGUAAAAUCGAACUUAACUAAACAUCAGAAAACACAUACAGGGGAGAAACCUUUCAAAUGUAAUGAGUGUGGAAAAACUUUCUUACAGAAGUCACAGUUUGCUGACCAUCAGAGAACACACACAGGGGAGAGACCCUAUGGAUGUAAUGAGUGCGGGAAGUCUUUCUACUAUAAGUCAGCUCUGCAUGUACAUCAGGGGAAGCAUGCAGAAGAGAAACCCUAUAAAUGCACUGAUUGUGGGAAAUCCUUCUGCUAUAAGUCAGCCCUAAUUAUCCAUCAAGUAUCUCACACUGGGAAAAAACCCUAUGACUGUAAUGAAUGUGGGAAAACCUUCUGUGUGAAGUCAAACCUUACUAAACAUCAGAAAAUUCACACUGGUUUGAAACCUUAUGAAUGUAAUGAGUGUGGCAAAGCCUUCUCUAUGAGUUCGAUCCUAAUAGUACAUCAGAGAACUCACACGGGGGAGAAACCCUAUGGAUGCAAUGAAUGUGAGAAGUCCUUCUAUAAAAAAUCAGCCCUCACUAAACAUCAGAAAACUCACACAGGGGAUAAACCACAUGAAUGUAAUGAAUGUGGGAAGGCCUUCCAUAUGAAAUCCACCCUGAUCAUACACCAGAGAACUCACACUGGAGAGAAACCCUUUAAAUGUAAUGAGUGUGAAAAAUCAUUCUAUGUGAAGUCACUUCUUAAUAUUCACCAGAGAAAUCACACAGGAAAGAAACCCCAUGUAUGUAGUGAAUGUGGGAAAGCCUUUUCUAUGAAGUCUAAUCUCACUGAUCAUCAGAGGACACAUUCAGAAGAGAAACCCUAUGAAUGUAAUGAAUGUCAGAAGACCUUCCGCCAUAAGUCAACUUUAACCGUACACCAGAGAACUCACACAGGGGAGAAACCCUAUAAAUGUAAUGAAUGUGGGAAAUCCUUCUAUAUGAAGUCAGCCCUCAGUCAACACCAGAGAAUACACACAGGGGAAAAACCUUAUGAAUGUAAAGAAUGUGGGAAAACCUUCUUCCAGAAGUCACACCUCACUAAACAUCAGCGCACACACACAGGGGAGAAACCCUAUGAAUGUAAGGAAUGUAAAAAAACCUUCUUCCAGAAGUCCCACCUCAUUGAACACCAGAGAACACACACUGGGGAGAAGCCCCAUGAAUGUAUCAAAUGUGGGAAAUCAUUCUGUUAUAAGUCAGCCUUAACCAUACAUCAGAGAACUCACACGGAAGAGAAACCAUAUAAAUGCAAUGAAUGUGAGAAAUCUUUCUGUAUGAAAUCCCACCUCACUGUACAUCAGAGAACUCACACAGGGAAGAACCCUUUUGAAUGUAAGGAAUGUGGGAAAACUUUUUAUGUGAAGUCAAACCUCAUUAAUCACCAGAGAACUCACACAGGGGAGAAGCCCUAUGAAUGUAAGCGAUGUGGGAAAUCCUUCUGUAUGAAGUCGACCCUCACAGUUCAUCAGCGCACACAUACUGGGGAGAAGCCCUAUGAAUGUAACGAAUGUGGGAAGUCCUUCUGCAAGAAGUCGACUCUCACAAAACAUCAGGUAAUUCACAUAAGAGAGAUACCCUAAGGUGCAGGAAAUGUGGAAAACCCUCAUGUGUGAAGUCAAGUUUUGUGAACUUGAGAACCCACGGGAAGAAAUCUCAAGACUGUAAUCAGGUGGAGAACUCUUACUGUGGGGAUUUAGUCUUUAAUUGCAAUCAGAAGACACACAUGGUGUGGGAGUUGGUGGACUCUCUCUGGAAUGGAUAUUGGAUACAUUACUAAAUAUCGGAGAACUUGCAUGGAGAGAGAGCCCUGAGAAUGUCCUGUAUGUUAGUGUCUACCUAUGAAUCUAAUAUAUGUCUCAGAGGAAUCAGCCAGAGGGCUAAAAUCAGUAAGAAUGCAACAAAAGUAUAAAGGGAUUUACAGAGUCACAACUUACUGAUCAUCAGGUAAUUGAUACUGGAGUGGAACUAAAUAAAGGUUUUACAUGCAUGAACAGUGUUGAGGGAAAAAGAUCAAACUCUGUAUAAGAAAAGUAUUAAUAUUGAGGGGAAAUCUAUCAGUUUGGAAAUGUGGAUAUAUUGUUUUCUCUAGAAAUAAUGUAACACUAGAAGUCAUGAUUCUGAUGUGGUACCAGAUUUUGAAGAUUGGUAUAAGAUGUGUCUGAUGCUAAUGAUGCUUAUUGUGGGAAUAUGAGGCCUUUGGAAGAGUAUGGUGGCAGUGGCUACUUGACAGCACCAGAUGCCUCAGGUACACCUGAGUAAUCAAGGCUUUGGUAUGUUGUACAUAGCAUACAUAUGUCUUGUACGUUUGCCUUCCAUAGCGGGUAUUGAAAUGGGUGUCCGUAGGAAAUAUCUUCCCAUAGCUUAAUAAUUAUCAUGACAGAUUUCACAUUAAAUGCCCCCAGUGUAUGUUUGUAUGUGUGUAGUACAGUAUGCAUUAUGAGUGACAUGUUUAACAAAUUGAAAUACUAUAUCCCAACAUACUGUUAAGAAGAAAGGCAAAAUACACACCACCAUAGGGCAUGCUACUUUCUAUGUAAGAGUUGAGAGGAAGUAAUAUACACAUACACACAAUUGCUUAUUUUUUGUAAAGAGAAAUACUAGAAGGAUAAACUACAAACUAAUAAAAAUGAGUUCCUAUGGAGGCAGGAGCAAACAUGGUGGAGUCAGGGAUGGAAGCAAGAUUUCUUUGGUCAUACCUUUUAAUGAAAGUUUGACUUUUGAACAAAUGUAAAUUAUUUAUUUGUUCCAAGAUAGAAAAAUAAAUCAUUCUGAAAUUGAAAACACAUCAACUUUGUAUCAAAUUGGUAGCUAAACAGAGAAAAUAAUUGUUAUGAGAAACUUUUGAACACAGAAUUAUGACUAUAUGUCCUUAACAGGGUAUGUUUAAGAACAAAGAUCUGCAAAAAAUUAUGAACACCACUCAUUAAUUUUUUGUUAGUAAUACUGGUGUUACUUUGGAUCUAGUUUGUGUAUAUUGUAAGAUAAAGCAAAAUAAACUGUUAAAGUUAACCAGGAACCAAACUUCCAGUUUAAGAGAAAACAUGACCAUAAAAAUGAAAGAACUUACAUAAAACUCUGCAUAAUAAGAUAUAUGAACUGAAAGUAUCAGUCAUUUUUAAAAGUGUAUAUAUGUCUUAGCUCUGUCCACUGAGGGCCUGAAAGCAGUUGCACCCCCUGUAGAUGAGAUUUGGCGCCAGCAUGUCCCUCGAGGAACCAGGAGUCCUUGGAAAAACAGCUGCCUCUAGCUCUGGGUCCUGAAGUAUCCAGGGUGAGGCUGGGACCUCUUGUGUCAAAAAAGCAAGACAUACUCAAAGAUUAAGGUCAAAGGUCCCAGAAGCUACCUUGGGGGGUUUCUCCCUGGCCAAAUUUGAUACUCUGAUGGUCAGACAGACCUACUGUAAUUGGCUCAACAUUUGAAUUUAAAAAAAUGUGUCCACAUCAAUGAAGAAAAAGAGAAAGGGGCUUGGGCUUAUUUCUGCUGUUGGAGGCGAGUCUUAACACAAGCUUCUUAUUCUGUAAUUAGAAGGAAAGAAUUUUCACCCUGCCUUUUUAGUAGGAGCAGUUUCAGGAAGGCUGACUGUUAUAGAAGUGUCAGCUAAUAAAUGUAUAAGGAAUGUUAGAAUUUUAAAAAUUGCUAACCCCUAGGACACCUAGGCAAAGAUUGUCAGUGGAUGCCAGGAUCAUUAAAUGCAAAGGAAAGAGUAUUUGUGCAAUGCCAGAGACUCUCCCACAGAUAUCUCCCUCACUGACCCUGGAAAAUGUACACCUUCACAAUGGAAUGACUGCCCCACUUUCACCAGUGAUAAAAUGCAGCAGUCUCAACAGUGGUGACAUCGUGUGCCUCUUGCGUGAGGUCUAUGCGUUGCACUGUAGCAUGCUCUUGCCAGAGUAUUUCAUGGGAGUUUAGUGUUUAGUCUUUUAGUUCACAGAAAAUACAAGAGAGAGAGGAAGAGGGGAACAGCUUCAGUGGAGAAAACAAUCAAAUCCAGAAUGUGGGGCAUCCACCAAGACAGUUGGCCUGGUCUCGUCAGAAGUUAGUCUCAUUUUUUUAAAGAUUUUAUUUAUUUAUUCAUGAGAGAGAGAGAGAGAGGCAGAGGGAGAAGCAGCCUCCAAGCAGGGAGUCUGACAUGGUUCUCGAUCCCGGGUCUCCAGGAUCAUGCCCUGGGCUGAAGGGGGCGCUAAACUGCUGAGCCACCCAGGCUGCCCAAUUAGUGUCAUUUUAAAAAGAGGGAAAAGGCCAGCGGGACUCUUUCAAUCCUGAUAUUAACAAGACAUAAUCAGAUGCAGUGCAUGAUCCUUGAUUGGAUCCAAAAAACAUCCAGCUCAGAAAGACACCAUGUAGGUACUUUGGAGGCAUUUGGAAGAAUUUUUUAUUUUAUUUUUUUAUUUAUGAUAGAGAGAGAGAGAGAGAGAGAGAGGGGCAGAGACACAGGCAGAGGGAGAAGCAGGCUCCAUGCACUGGGAGCCCGACGUGGUACUCGAUCCCGGGUCUCCAGGAUCACGCCCGGGGCCAAAGGCAGGCGCUAAACCGCUGUGCCACCCAGGGAUCCCUAUUUGGAGGAAUUUAAAUGUGGAAUGGGUAUUGGAAAAUAUUAGGGAAUUAGAGUAAUUGUCUUCAGUGUGAUAAUGGUUAUGAAUGUGAGUUUCUAGGACACUGUGCAGAACAGGUGAACUGUCACAUCUGCAGCUGUGAAGUGGUUUGGGAAAAGAACGUGUGCACAAUUAAAUGAAGCAAAAAAAUAGGAAAACAAAAUUUGAGCAAGUGUUGAGCACGGUUGUCAGCACAUGGGUAUUCACCCUUUCCUAACAGCUCUGACAACUGUUCAACAAAAGCACCUCACCUAUUCUCUGUGUUUUUUUGGGACUAGCGAUGACUGUUGUUACUGAUCUGCUCUUCAAUAAAGCCAAAUGCCUUAAAAAAAAGUGUCUUGGGCUUGCCUGGUUUAAUGAACACACAUUCAUAAAGUGCAGAGGCAGGGUCUAGCUGUUAGCAAGCGCUUAAAAUAGAGUUGUGUAUAGAAAACACCCUUCUCUUUCCAACUCCCGUUGGGAUUGGUGAGGGUGCAGAGGCACGUGGUGCAGGCCGCGUGUGAGGAACCCAGCAGCCAUGUGCACAGGCACAUUGUCAGAGACUGCCCUGAUCCUUGCUUCCUGCUGCAGACAGGUUGCUUAUAGCGGGUUGGCAGCUCCCAUCCCCUUCCUCCUUGAUGUGGCCUGCUUAUCCUCCCUAACCACGAGGUGUUUGGGACUGGAAGAAGGACCAGAAACUGAAGUAUGCAGGUGGUUUUGGGGCAAGGUUUUGUCAUCAAUAAAGAAUCAGGAACAGAAUGGCAUUGUCCAUCUGGAUCCCCAUUGAUUGCAUCUUGUGACUCAGGGCUGAUAGGAUAGUGAGCUGAGGGAGGGCAGGACCACGAGCAGGGACACUAAUUGGUGGAUUCACCAGCUCAGAAGCUGCUGUGUACCAGGAAGACAGGUCAUUAUUAGAUUUUUUAGUUUACGCCUGUUGGAGUUGAGGUUUUUUUGAUUACUUGGAGCUAUGAGGCAUCCUAAUGUAUACAGAGGUAUGCAUUAUUUUUUAAUUCUGUAAUUUGGAAGUGUUAGAUACAGGAAUUUGGGAGCAAGAAUGAUUUGAGAAAAUGAUUCAGUGACUGCUUUCUGCCCUGUGAAUUUCCAUGCCAUGAUGAAAUCAUGUUAUUUCUGGUUUGAAAGAAGCAGGGCACAGGAAAUUUCUUUUUACAACCCAGUUAAGUAUUAUUCUUUAUGUGAGAUGACUUUUUUAAAAGAAGAUUUAGUUAUUCAUGAGAGACACAGAGACAUAGGCAGAGGGAGAAGCAGACUCCCCCCCGCCCCGCAAGAAGCUCGAUGUGGGACUUGAUCUCAGACCCCAGGAUCAUGCCCUGAGCCAAAGGCAGAUGCUCAACUGCUGACCCACCCAGGCGUCCCAAUAUGAGUUGAGUUUUAAAAAUUGGUUCAUUCAUUGAUCUUUUCCCACUUUUUUCUUGAUGUGACUGAUUUUUAUUUUUUUUAAUUUUUAUUUAUUUAUGAUAGUCACACACACACGAGAGAGAGAGAGAGAGAGAGAGAGAGAGAGAGAGAGAGAGAGAGAGAGGCAGAGGGAGAAGCAGGCUCCAUGCACCGGGAGCCCAACGUGGGAUUCGAACCCGGGUCUCCAGGAUCGCGUCCUGGGCCAAAGGCAGGCGCUAAACUGCUGUGCCACCCAGGGAUCCCUGAUUUUUAUUUUAAUGAAGUGUUAGCUGUCCUUACGCCACUGAAUUAAUCUUUUUGUCCCCGACUUGAAAUACUAUCUUUAUCACAGACUAAAUUAUCAUUUGCUUUCCUUUUUGUCUGUUAAGCGCUCGUCUCCACAUUCUUCCAGAAAGGGAAGCUGAUACUACAGAGCUGGCAAAUUCCCUGGUGGGCCAGUCACAGGACCCACCCUUCGGGCCCAGUUUAGCUGUUCCUGGGAUGGACACUUAAUCUGAGGCCAGUGGGGGUCCAGGGGAGCUCCUCCUAGGGCUUUUGGUAGACACGUAGCCCAACGGUUGCUGGUUUGAAUGUCAAAGCUGCCAGCAGCUUGGUUGUCUUGGGUUUUCUCCUGUUUGCAGGCAGUCCUGACUCGCAGCUUGGAAAUACUGAUUCUAGGGAUGUUUUCUCUUUUACUGACUUAUUUUCUUUUUCUUUUUAAAAAGAUACCCCCUGGGGACCCCUAGAGGAUUUUUAAAAUAAAUAUUUUAUUUAUUUAUUUAUUCAUGAGAGACACAAAGAAAGAGGCAGAGACAUAGGCCGAGGGAGAAGCAGGCUCCAUGCAGGAAGCCUGAUGUGGGAUUUGAUCCCCAGACCCCAUGAUCUCAACCUGAGCCAAAGGCAGGAUGCUCAACCACUGAGCCACCCAGAUCCCCCCUUAUUUUCUAAUCAUGCUGAACAAGAUGUUUUCAAUUACUGUUGCUUUACUAUGUUUUUCCAUGUAUUGAAAAGCACAUGUCUCUUCAUUCUAUUUUUUGAAUCUUUCUUGGCUUUUCCCACAUUAGUUCUUAGAGACAGUCUCCAGAGUGGACUUACCAGGCUCCUCUCCAAAGCCUCUGGGAUUUUGUGUUUAGAUCCAAUCAUCACCCACCAAGAGUGGCACACUCCUGACCUACCUGGCUGGGACCAAUCCCCAGUGACCAGAGACGAGGGAUUCGUGGCGACAGAGGUCGGGUUCCCUUUCCUGUGACAGGAGCAGACCUUCUAGUUCCUUUACAUCUCUUAUUAUUUGCUGAAACCUAGACUGUUUAAUGUUAUAAUAUGGCAACUCUGGAAACCAGAUUCUCACCCUCUCCCAGAGUUUUUGUUGUUUUGUCAGUUCUUUUUAUGUGCUUUUUGACUUUUUUGUUUCAGUAGUUAUGUAUUGUGCAGGCACUAAAUUUUGUUCCAUCAACCCAAGGGUUAGGUGUGUUUUGCCAGCUGGAGCUGAAAAAAGAAUUUAAAAAAGAGAUAGGAAGGGGAAGAAAAAGAGGAAAAAAUGACCAAGGAUGGUCAUUCCUUGCCCCAGCUUGCUACAGCCAGGAUUUGUGCCUUUCCAUGCUUGCAGCACAAACCAUCUGGGAAGCUGCCCAGACCUGUGACUGAGUCCAGGAAACAUGGGAAAGCCCAUGCAGCCCUCCUACAGAUGGUGGUGCAGCAGGUGAAACCCACCCUGAAACUGUUUGAGGUCUGUAACUCGCCCCCUGGCCUCAGGACUUGGGACUGCAGGCUAUUACCAUGUGGCAGCUGAUUGGAGGUGUGGGGGAUGGCAGGUGGGCUAUUUAAAGUCCCAGCUCUGGCUGCACAGCUGCCCCCCCUCUCAUCAAGUCUCCCCUAGUGGUUUUGAGUUUUGGACUAGAUUCUAGAGUUUGGCAGAGGUUGCCAGCUCAGUAGUUGUUCCUGCGGGGUGGGAGGAUAGAGCCCUCCAUUUCCCUCGUCUGCCACACCCAUCAAUUCUUGAGCACUUCCCUUUUACAAGUAAAUGUUCUAUGCUUUUAGUUUCCUGAUCAGCCUUGGUUAAAGAGCUUUGGUUCCAUUUGGGGAAGAGUAAUAUUUAGAAAUAAAGAUCUGAGCACGCAUUUUUCUAAAGAUAAAAAUACGGCAUAUUUUAUUAGGAUUACCGCUGAUUCUGCUAGAAUUGUAUUAUAAAGGUUUUGAGUGGGCUGCCCUUAACUCUGCUUUCUUCCCAUGACUUUCUCCUAGUCGUGUAUGUACCACUAGGUUUGAGAGGAACACAUUUGUCACAGUUUAGAAGUGACAGUAGUUCAUUUUUGUUGGCUAAUUCUGUAUUAGUGUUGGAUUAGCUGCCAAGAUAGACAAUUGCUAUCUCACAUACAAUCCCAAACUAACAGGUGGUCCAGGGAGGUAGGAUAGCCCCAUUCCAGGUUGUUCUCCAGAGAAUAGAGUCCUCUUAAUCCUGGUACUUUCCCAUUCCCUAGAGAGGAGUCACUAAAGUACAGAGAAUUCAUGGGCCACAUUUGGAGUGCUGCCUCUUUGGCACAGCCUGUAAACGAAGAAUGGGCUUUACAUUUGUAAGUAAUGUAAUAAUCACAAUAAUAGAUCAAAAUAAUAUUUUAUGUGAUGUGAAAUUCAAUGAAAUUGGAACUUUGUGUCCCAUAAAGGUUUAUUGGGACAGGUACAUUCACUACAGAGGCAGGGCUGUUCCCACAAGCCUGAAGUGUUCUCACCUGGCAUGUCAGCCAAAUCCUGCCCUCAGGUGUUCUCCUUGUUCUCAGGGUAGAAGGUGGCUCAGCACCAUGGUUCUGUCACAGCCAAGGAAGGGAGUACAAGGCAGUGGGAAAGGACAGUUCUCUUUUAGGACUCAGAAGAUGACAAAUUACCCCACUCACACCCCCUCGACCUAAAUUCAGUCCCUGGCCUCAGCUAGCUGGGAAAUCAGAUCUGCAGUGGUGUGCCUGGCUGAAACUAGACGCAAGGGGGAUCUCUCACAGAGGGAAGGAAGGUGGACACUGUGGAGUCCUGAGCAGCACAGGUUGUCCCACUAAAUGAGUCCUAUGACGUGAUGCAGAUAACUUCAGGGUGGGCACUCCCUCAUCCCAGGAAGAAUGUUUAAAAGGAUGUUUUAAAUUAAAGUGCAGAAUGACCAACAAAUGGAGCAACUACGACCAUUUUACUGGAAGUUGCCUUAGGGUGAAGUUGCUAAAAAGGACACAGACAUCAAUUAGGCACCUAGGCUGCGAAACUCUGGCUGAAACUUAACAGCAUAUAACACUGAGGAUUUUGAUUUCUCUGGUCCUUUAAUUUUUGUGUGUUUUAAUGUUUCUGGAGUCUUGGGGAAUAGUGUUCAUCAUAACAUUCAAUUUAAAACAUUGAUUUUCAAUAUUGGCUUCUGCAUGGAAACCAUUCUUUACCUGAUUCUUCAUUCCAAACCCUGAUUCCAUUCUCUUUCCAUUCACACUAGUCUGUAUGACCUUGAGCACAUUCCACAGCAGCCUGUGUAAGGAAAUCUCAUUCCAUUUUUAAAAAUUCAUGUCUAUCUUUUAUCAAAUGUGCUACAUCCAGAUAUGGCAUAUACUCCUAACUGCUGGAUAGCACUCUACUUCUUGAUCCGUGUUUUACUUACCUCUUCCUGUGACCUAGGCUAUCUCGAAAACCUUGUUGACAAAAUCAUUCUGUAUAUACAUCCACGUGUGUACAGAGUACCUCUGGGAUAGAAAAGUGUAUUAGUAGGGCCACUGUGUGGGAAGGCACACAUGUGAAUUUUAAAAGGUAUUUCCAGGCCAGUUUACGCACUUCUACAGUAUACAGAUAUUACCAAUUACCGUUCAUGUCACUAUUGUUUCUGCCACUCUGAGCAGUGUAAGGGGUACUUUACUGGUUUAACUUGCCUAUUUCUAAUGAUGGAGGAUUCCAAGCCCUGCCUUUUUGCUACUUCGCUGGAUAUCCUCAUGUAUUCUAGUUAUUAGUCUUUAGGUUAAACCAUUUUGCUUUACAGGCCCGAGAUUUUUCUGUAUCUUUCCAUGUGGCAACACAAAAGCUCUUUUUAAUUUCAUUCUUUUUUAACUUGAGAAAUUUUUAAUUCAUAAUUUUCUUCCCAUCCUAUCUUAAGAACUCCAGGAUACGGGUAUUAUGUCUACUGUGUUCUGAGUCUGUUUAUCACAUGCAUCUCUUCUUCCUGGCAUUGUGGGCAAACCACUUGCUGUUAUCACACAAUCCACUAACUGGUUUUUGGCUGUGUCCAUGCCCUGUCCCCCACCUCUUUUAGAGUAACUGUUCUUGCUUCAUAUAACCAAUACACUUCUUUUGAAAUCUGGAUUUCUACAUUCCAUUAAGCUUGCCAGUUGUGCAGAUGUAUGGUGCGGCUCUUAGUAAACUUAUAGGUUUGCUUUUUCUAGCAUUAAUUUUCACUUGGGAAUCUGCAAAUCUCGGAUGAUAUGACUAACAGGGUGAUGGUCUAAUCCCUAGUUCCUGUUCUUCAGGGUGGCUUCAGUAGACCUAUGUAUUACAGGAAAAAGCCCACCCCCAGCCACGAGGCACCCCCUUCCUGAUGGAUCCUCUGCUCUCAGGGCAUGGUAUCAUCACCAAAUGGUUCUCCUCCAUCCAAAACAGAAUGUGCCCACUUACUGUAAUGACCUGGCUGUGGAGUGAGAAGAGGAUGCUCCAGGCCAGCACUGUGCCUGUGUCUGUUGUGUCCACUCCUCAUCUAGCUGAUGCAUCCUUUCUGUCUCAUGAAGGCACCGUGCUGGGCAAUAAGGUGCUUGGGACACUACAUUAAGAGCAGCAGAGUGUAGAUCUCAAUCCCAAGGUUCCCCAGCACCUGCUUCACCACUGUCUGCCUGCUCACACCUCAUGCAGGAGCCUCUCCACUGUAGUCUCCUGGAUGUGCAAACCACUCUUACUUCCAUGGCAGCCCAAGUUGGGCUCUGGGAACAAGUCAGUAGCCCAUGUCAGUUCAGUCUGGCAGACAUCACAGACUUUAAAUUCAGGGAAGGGAAAAGCAAUUUAUCUGUGAUGUAGUCACCUCUGUGAUGAAAAGGAUAAGGAAUUUGCUUAUUUACAGGCAUUCUAUAAAGUGGGCAGUAUCUGGGCUGUAGUCACAUGGAUUAUACAGCCUCGCUUGGGGAGCUUAACUGGACAGCCAGCCAGGCACACAGCCAUGGAAUAAAGAGGGUGAUUCUGGGAUCUCUGAGAGGAUAAGGCCUUGAUGUUACCGCCAUAGCUUCAACUAGACCUAUUUGAUAAGUAUGAAUGAACCACUGUUUCACUGACUCAAGGAUGAUACAAAAAAUUGGGGGAAUCUCACAUGGCCACCUGCCAGAAGAGCUGUUCCUUCUGCUGAGCCCUUGAAAACCCCUUUCAGAGUUCAUCAUCCAUUCACACUUCAAAUUAUAAGGUGACUAUAUAUAACGCACAAAAGCUCCCGCUCUGCCCCAAUUCCACAUUCAGUCCUUGCGCAGGAUAGGAGACCUGACAUCCUGCUAGUGCUCUUUCAUGAACUCAGGCGUGUGCAUCUUACACUCUUGCCAGGAACAGUUAAAACUUUUCAAAAACUACAUUCCAUCAAAUUUAAGACAAACCAUUAUUUUAAGUGCCUCUAGGGAAGAAGAAAAAAAAUGUCACUAUAGAAGAACAUGCCACUGAUUCCACUUUCAGAGAUACAGAAUGAAAUUGCUGACAUCUUUGAAACUACAAACUAAUCACAUGACUACGUCAUCAGAUAGGCAGUUCAAGACCAUUCCGUGCACCAGGCCCUUUCCUGUGCAGGCACUCCGUAAGAGAAAAAGAAUGUGGUGAAUCAUUUAAACUUUUAAAAUAUUUUACUUAAAAUGCAUACUGUGUAUUUAAGCUAUAAUGACAAACUACUGUGCGAACUCUUUAUAGGUAUCAUUUCAACAAAUACACUAUGAGUAUAUUUUCCUACACAAAUCUAUACAAUCUACCAGACUUUUCAUUCCUAUAGCAUACUCACAAUAAGCUAGAAGAUAUGGAGGGAAAGUGCUGAGCAACAAAAACUGGUGCCACAAAUGAUCAGAAUACAUGAAAAAUACGGCAUUUCAUCUCAGUGGGCAGGUGUUAAUUAUUCAAAUAUAGGCUAUGGGGCUAAUCACUGGAAAGCAAACGUCCUUACCUCCACACCAUAUAUUAUGAAUUAACAGUGGAAGAAUGAUCCAUGAAUAAAAGAAAUUAACCUAAACAAAAUUUAUGUCAUGCAUUGUAAAAAGGAAGGUAUAUCUGACAUUGUUAUCAGGUUCUAAAGAUUCUUAGGUCAAUGAUGUAACCAUUCAAGGAAACAUACACAUUUAAUUGUUUCAAGUUGAUUGGUAGUGCCCCGACUAUUUACAUCAAAAUUUACAGAAAAUUAGAUCAACCUCUCUAUCAGUACUUCUAAAUAAAUGAUUUACCUAAAGUCCACUUCUCAACUGCAUAAUUCCUACAAAGGUAUAACUUUGUAUCUUCAGCUAUCUGCUAACAGAGCAACCUAAAUCAACCUGCUCCAAGGUAAAUUUCAUCUCCUACAGAAGGGACAGUCCAGAAGCAGAGGAGCCACAGCUGGCUGGUUCAGUGGCUCAACAUCAUUCAGGUCCCAGUCCUCCCAGUCUUUCUGCUCUGCCAUGUUUAAAUUAUAAUUCAUUGUUGAAAGACACAGCCAGGCAUCACAUGCAAUGAAGGCAAUGUUCAACAGAAGACUCUGCUUAACUCUGCACGAUUCAUUAUUUGAACCUUUUCAGAAAUAACCUGUCAGCUAUCUCCUUUAUCUGCAUAGAACUGGGUCCUGUGACCAUUCUAAACCAAUUGCUGGCAAUGAGAAAAGGAUUAUCAUUAUUAACUGAAACCUGUCAGGAUUUCCCCCCAUUCCACGAGGAGAAAUGGACACCCAAACUCCGCCAGCAAACAAUAAAGAGUGAGUAACCAGGGUCACUCAACAGUGUCUGCCAAAAACCCAUAUGAAGAGUUCUUCAUUCAUUUACAUAGGAAUAGAGCACAAUUUUUAAAAACACU